AUGACAAAGAAUCUAAGAUACAUUGGCAGUUAUGAUGUGAAUGCCGAGGGCAAGUUCUUGUGGGAGAUCCUCUGCCAGCUGCGGCACCUCGGCCGGGGGCGCAUUGUUACCAAGAACGAGUGGACGAGGAAAUGGCCCGAUCAGCCGUCCUAUUUGAAAAUUGUAAAGGCCCAGCCAGCAAUGGAUCGAUGGUUGCUUCGUGGAAAACUGUGGGCGAACUGGACCUACAGAGGCAUCGAUUUGGGAAUGUAUGAAUUUAGCACCGAUUUAGCGCGUUCAGGUCACUUUUUUUUGCAAAAAUAUCCUGUAACAAAUUUGAUAUAA
Molecule: messenger RNA, 324 nt
Organism: Gongylonema pulchrum
Lineage: Eukaryota; Metazoa; Nematoda; Chromadorea; Rhabditida; Gongylonematidae
Source: the annotation of a GenBank genome assembly